CCUUCCCCCGGAUCAUGUACCAGGACUACCCAGGGAGUUUCGACAGCUCGUCCCGCGGUAGCAGCAUCUCUCCGGGAGGCCAGCCCGAGGGAUACCCCGGUCACCCCCUAGCUACCUCUUUGCACCAGCAGAAAUUCCGGAACGAAAUGCCAGGGUCCAGCAGUGCCUUUAUCCCAACCAUCAACGCCAUCACCACCAGCCAAGACUUGCAGUGGAUGGUACAGCCAACAGUCAUCACCUCUAUGUCCAAUCCCUAUGGGCGAGCACACCCUUAUGGACACCAUAUGCCUAACCUGACAUCCGUGGGAGGGCACACAGCUCUCCAGCGGCCCGGAGUCAUCAAAACCAUUGGCACCACCGUGGGCAGGAGGAGAAGGGAUGAGCAGCUGGCACCAGAGGAAGAGGAAAAGCGGCGGGUCCGGAGAGAAAGGAAUAAACUGGCGGCCGCAAAAUGUCGCAACAGGAGGCGAGAGUUAACGGACAAGCUUCAAGCGGAAACUGAAAAACUGGAACAAGAAAAGUCUGGCCUGCAGAAGGAAAUCGCCGAACUGCAGAAAGAAAAAGACAAACUGGAGUUCAUGCUCGUUGCCCACUCGCCCAUGUGCAAGAUUCACCCGGAAGAGCGGACGAGCGCCAUCCACAACCCUCACCCUGUCCGUACAGUGAUGGGCAGCAGGGUAGUCGUCAAACAGGAACCGGUUGAAGAAGACAUCCAUACAUCUUCUGUCACCGCCAAUGACAAGUCUUACAGGUCCGUUAUUAAGCCAAUCAACAUUGGAGGAAACUUCUUCAAUGAGGAGCCUCUCAACACGCCGGUGGUCAUGUCUUCUACACCUCCAAGCACUCCUAACACUGCCAACCUCGUCUUCACCUACCCAAGUGUACUGGAUCAGGAAUCUUCAGCCUCUCCUUCUGAGUCUUGCUCUAAAGCUCACCGUCGAAGCAGUAGCAGCGGUGACCAGUCUUCUGAUUCCUUGAACUCCCCAACCCUUUUGGCCUUGUAACGAAGACUUCGGUUUCUGUCUUGAAUAUCAGGAGAUGUCUAGGGGGUAGACAGCCGGUGGCAGGAGCUUCCCAACUAUGGACAAAAAAAUAAAUUGUAAAAAAUGUAUUGCAACUGGAUUGGCCAUAGUUCAGAUGCUUCAGUGUAGCUUGGACAUUCUCGGGUUGCAGAUGAAGGCUGCAGAAGACCAGACGUUUCAUUCUUCACAAUUAUUAAACUCCCACGUGGGCCCAGGUGGGGUUACAUUAUUUCCAGCAGCUUGUUGACCCAAGCCAUUUCACUUACUCUUUACCGGUCGAAGAUUACUGUCUCUCUCCUUUUUUUUCUUUGUUCUUUUGUGUUCUGGGCACUUUAAGGGAAUAUCUAUUUUGAGGAUUUACUCUUCACUGGAUGAAGGUACAAAUGAUGUAUUUUAUUAUUAAUUUGUUAAAAUUAGGUCUAAGACUUUGCCAUGCUGUAAACAGACAAAAAAAAAGCCAUGAAA
Nanorana parkeri is the source of this 1487-nucleotide messenger RNA. RefSeq names its product FOS like 2, AP-1 transcription factor subunit (gene FOSL2). Bases 15 to 1004 code for a protein of 329 amino acids. Gene Ontology annotation, cellular component: nucleus. The record is from RefSeq and is a predicted model, not a curated record. Gene Ontology annotation, molecular function: RNA polymerase II cis-regulatory region sequence-specific DNA binding; DNA-binding transcription factor activity, RNA polymerase II-specific. Gene Ontology annotation, biological process: regulation of transcription by RNA polymerase II. Lineage: Eukaryota; Metazoa; Chordata; Amphibia; Anura; Dicroglossidae. The transcript has 4 exons.